CACGGUGGACAAAUACUAACGUUGGAGAUCUACAUCCCAGUCGUCCAACCGCAGCGCCCCCUCGGACUUCUUCACGUGCCUUUCCCAGAUUCUCUUGCGGUCCAUCGUCGAAUCUAUCUGAUUAGAAACGGGCUGCACACGAGCUCGAAGGAGGGAACGCCGGGGGAGGAAAAAGGAAAGAAAAAAAUGUCGACAGGGCGCUCACAACUCGAUGGAUCGACCACGUUGCCCGACCCAUGUGCGAUAAGCCACGCUUCUGCGACACGCCACAACAAGCAUACAUCCCUACUUCUCACCUACGAAAUCACACACUCGAAACGCGAUAGCAUCUAGUACGCAGUACAGCCCAUCCGUGCCUGGCCUGCCUUGCCUGACACCACUUUUUUGGGAACGUUUGGGAACGUUGACAGUCGAUAAUCGUCGGGUAAAUCUUGGGGAGGCAAGCAGCUGCGAGCGUACAGCAAUGGGUCAUGUCGAUACGAUGAGAUCGUCGACUAUCAAAGAUGAUUCCGAUGAUUCCAAUGAUUCGACUGACAGAUCCCGGCCUCGUGGAUAUCCAGCUCCCAUCCGACAUCGCGCUCACGGCGAGGCAGCCAGAGCCCAGUCUAGACCCGCGCAAGACCGGCACUGAUAGCCCCUCGUCGAGGCUCCUUCGUAUUGCUUAAACCCUCGGUUCGGCGAAUGGCGAAAGGGAAACGAGGGAAGACCGUUAUUUGUUUCUUGUCCUUGAUCUAUUCUUUUCUAUUCUUGUUGAUGUUGAUGUCCUUCCCUUCGGCGAUAAUGGAGUGCGGUUUGGGCUGGGUAAACGUUGAUUCGGAGCUAUGGGAAUGCAUGCAUGCGUUGACUGCGUUGAUAGUGGGCUCCGACCACUUCGGACGUGGGUUCUUGUGUUUAUUUGCUCGCAGAGCUCACCGGCUGAAACUCGAAUUUGGACCAUGUGUAGGGCGGUAAGGACAAUGGAUUAUUUUCAGGAGGAAGUCAUGUCGAAAUCGAUCCAAGCUCGUAUAUAGUCGAAACGUCCCUGAGAAAUGACACUAUCGAGGUCAUUUUCCACCCCAUUGGGUCCAGUGCUGCCAGUGCCACAGCAAUCAACGUCCCUUUUUCCCCACUUGAUGCACGAUGCCUAAAAAACCGAUAGCUUCGAGGGGGGAUCCAUCUUGAUGGACGACGCCAAAAAGACGCCUUCACCGAACACGUCGCGGCUGAUGAGCCGCAUAUGCAUCAUGAUUGAUACGUCUCGGCCGUAUGGGAAUACGAAUACACACAGUAAUAGUAGCAUCAUUGCCAUCGUCGUCGCUGUCACUCGGAGCGCCAGACCC
Messenger RNA from Serpula lacrymans var. lacrymans S7.9, 1319 nucleotides. RefSeq lists its product as uncharacterized. The coding region runs from base 682 to 951 and encodes 89 amino acids. The transcript has a single exon. The record is from RefSeq and is a predicted model, not a curated record. Lineage: Eukaryota; Fungi; Basidiomycota; Agaricomycetes; Boletales; Serpulaceae.